Messenger RNA from Closterium sp. NIES-65, 471 nucleotides. NCBI's taxonomy places the organism in Eukaryota, Viridiplantae, Streptophyta, Zygnematophyceae, Desmidiales, Closteriaceae. The record is from the annotation of a GenBank genome assembly.
AUGGAGGAGCAUUUCGUGCUGCGGUUACCACCGUCGCUGGCUUCGCGGAUGGACCGCGUGUUGCGGGAAGACCCUACGGCCGCCGCCGACGCCGCUAUGGAGCUCUUCUUCCAAGCUGACGGCCGAACGGGCUCCUUUUUGAUGGGCGGGGAAUCUUUUUCCGCCUCCUUAUUGGAUCUGCCAGCGGUUGUCGAGUCGUGGAAGACAUAUGAUGAUAACUCGCUCGUCAAAACGGCCGACGUGGGGCAGAUGAUUGUGGUGCGGGAGCCAUCAGAGGCAGAGCGACCCAUUGAGGGACCGGAGAGCCGCAAUGGGCUCACCCCGCCUAUGCGCGACGUGCGGAGACGACGGUUCAGACGGGAGCCAGAUUUGAAUCUCAUUGGCCUCACCACGCCCAUGAGGGACGUGGGGAGACUUUUGAGACGUCUCAAGGACGCCCAUGAGGGACAUGGGGAGACGGCGCGAGCCUGA